This is a messenger RNA of Exaiptasia diaphana, 5571 nucleotides long. Its product is annotated as terminal uridylyltransferase 7. The record is from RefSeq and is a predicted model, not a curated record. Gene Ontology annotation, molecular function: RNA uridylyltransferase activity; nucleic acid binding; zinc ion binding. NCBI's taxonomy places the organism in Eukaryota, Metazoa, Cnidaria, Anthozoa, Actiniaria, Aiptasiidae. The transcript is spliced from 24 exons. Bases 302 to 5365 code for a protein of 1687 amino acids. Gene Ontology annotation, cellular component: nucleus.
AUGAAUGCGUUAAAAAAAUGGCGGCUAAAGAUCGAAUUGUUAGUUGAGGAUUCCACUGUUUUGCUUCUGAAGGGCAUGUUAUACGUUGUAUCAGAGAUUAAAGAGGAUCAAUUCAGCUAAGACGUACCAGGAAAAACUAUGUUUUUACUCUAUUAUGGUUUAAAACUACAGAUUCUUAAAGAAAGUCUGGCGCUUCCGCUUAAGUUGGCUCGUCCAAUGAAGUGUCAAAACAACAUAGUGUUAACUAAUUAGGAGUACAGGAAAAAACGCAUAUUAAAGUAAUUCAAAAGAAGUUAAGAAAAUGGAGGAAGGAGUUGUAAAAGAAGAUAAACAAGGAUCGCAAAACAGCUGCCCUUUAAAUCCAGAAUCACCUCACCAGAUAAAGCAGAGUGGAGCUGCCUUAACAUCUUCAAGAAUUAAUCAACUGCAAGAACAGCACUUCAUUGUCAAGUCUAAGGAACCUGGAAAGUUUUACUGUAAAGUUUGCAAUGUGACAUUUGAUAGUCUAAGUGAAGAGAAAGUAAAACAGCAUAUUGGUGGAAAAUCACAUAAGAAAAAUGUCAAGAGCAAGGGAAUUCAAGUAACAAUGAAAAGCAUUGCAAACCCAACAUCAUGCCAAGUUCAAGCAUUGGAGUUCAUGUUGCAGUCUGUUGUUCAGAAGUAUGCAUUAACUCCUGAAGUUGACCUACCUUUGAGAACACAAAUUUCACAAGAAUUGACAGCAUUUAUACUAUCUAAAAUUCCAGGAUGUAAACUCAGUGUAUUUGGUUCAUCAUUAACAUGUUUUGGAUUCAAGUCUAGUGACAUUAACUUGGAUCUCACACUUCCUUCUGACAAGAUUACUGUUCCUCAAGCUCUUAUUUCAAUUAAAGAACUCCUUUUGGAAAAUGAUAAAUUUAUUGAAGUUAAAGAUGAGUUUGAUCUUAGUAUUCCACACGUCUUUUUCAUUCAUAAGCAAUCAGGACUUGCCUGCCGUCUUUGCUGUGGUAGUGGAUUGGCUUGUAGAACAUCAAUAUUAUUGAAGCAUUACUCAGCCAUUAAUCCAAUUGUGCACCCUCUUGUGGUGGGUUUUAGGUACUGGGCACAGUGUUGUAGUAUUGACAGCAAAGAUGGUGGAUUAGCACCUUACUGCCUAGCUCUAAUGGUCAUACAGUUUCUUCAAAACACAACUCCUCCUGUUCUACCAAUGAUCAGCAUUGAACAGUUUCAACAUGGAGAAGUACCAAAAUUCCAUUCUAAAAAUGCAUCAACUUUGGGAUUACUGUGGUUCAGUCUUUUUAGGUAUUAUUGUUUGAAUUUUCAACUGGAUGAGUCAGUUAUUUCAGUAAAAGUCAAGCAGCCUUACAGCAGAGAAGAAAGGAGAUGGGGACAUCGACGUUUUGCAAUUGAAGAUCCAUAUAUUACAAACCAUAAUGUGUCAACAGUGGGCAGUGAUCGAGUCUUUGAGUAUAUAAUAAAUUGUCUGAACACAUCAUUCAUUUACUAUGGAUCAAUUCCAAAGAAAAACAAAAAAGGUUCUGGUGGGAGUGAUGAUGAUGGUAUCAACUUAGACCAAGGAUUACAGUUAGCUGAACCCAUAUCAAGUACUUCUGAUGGUGAUGACAUAUUUCAGAUGGAUGACCUUGAUGGAGAGACUCUCACAGAUAAGAUGCAAAAUCUUAGCGUGGUAAAUAAAGGAGUCAAGAUAGAGUAUCAAUUUAAAACAGAGAUACUGUCUGGGGGUAAAAGACCUGAAGUACAGUGUCAAUGCUGUAAAAAAGAUGGUCAUAUUACAGCUAAAUGCCCUGACCUUAAGAAACCAGUCCUAAAACCAUUGCCAUCAUUACCUACCAGCUACCUUGAUAUAGUGUCAAGAAUUUGUGCUCAGACAAGAGGUGAGGUUGCAUUUGCUCCACAAGAGGUCAAGUUCAGGGAAUCUGUAUUAUGGAAUCUAGAGGACUAUAUUCAAGAAGUGUUUCCAGAUGCCAGACUACAUCUGUUUGGUUCAUCAAUGAAUGGUUUUGGAUUUAAAGACAGUGAUCUUGAUAUCUGUAUGACUAUUGAGGGUAAAAAUAAAGAUGACCUUGACUGUAUCAGUAUCAUCAAAGACUUGGCUAAAAAACUCAAGCAACACCGGGACUGUUCCAAUGUUUUUGCAAUAACUACAGCAAAGGUGCCCAUUGUCAAGUUCUAUCUUCGAAGUGUUAAGAAGGAAGCAGAUAUAAGUCUGUACAAUGUUCUUGCACUAGAAAACACCAAGAUGUUGGCAACGUAUGCUAAGAUUGAUGAUAGGGUAUCAGUAUUGGGAUACACUUUGAAACUCUUUGCGAAGUUGUGUGAAAUUGGUGAUGCUUCUAAAGGGAGUUUGUCUUCAUAUGCCUAUAUAUUGAUGCUUCUGCAUUAUUUACAAAAAUGCUACGUCAUUCCCAUUUUACAAGAACUGUAUGAAGGCGAAACAAAGCCAUCGAAGAUUAUUGACAGUUGGAAUUGUUGGUUCUUUGAUGACCUGGUUAACCUGUCUAAGGUAUGGACAGCUAAGAACAAUGAAAGUAUUGGUAGUCUGUGGAUAGGAUUUUUGCGAUACUACACCGAGACAUUUGACUGGGAGCAUGAUGUAGUUUGCUGCAGAAGAACAAAAAAACUCACCAAAUUUGAGAAAAUGUGGACACGACACGUCUUUGCUAUUGAAGAUCCUUUUAAUCUGGACCAUAACCUUGGUGCAGGCAUAUCACGUAAGAUGGCAAAUUUCAUCAAGACUGCAUUAAUGCGAGGUCGUCAACGUUUUGGCAUACCCCCUCGCAUGCCUCUAGGGAUGCCUUUCUUACAUUACUUCUUCAACGUGGAUUUCUUAACUGACGGUUUAGAAGCACCUAGUGAUAGAACAUGCCGUGUAUGUGGGCACAUUGGACACAUUGCAAGAGAAUGCCCUCGCCUGAAGAAGAAUCGUAAAGACGAAAAAGUGGACAAUGGCGAGAGAUCCAAGCUGAGCAAUCGACCAUUUUCUGUACCCAAUUUUACUCCAAGAAAACGAGCGACUACAGCGCCUGCUCACAUGCGUGAUCGAUCUACUCCACCAGUAGUAACACAAGAUACUGCUCAAGAUAAAUCAUCUUCUCACCAGAAAAACACCAUUGAAUUGGUAUCAAACAGUCCUCCAAAACUACAAACACCACCCCGACCACCACACGCAUAUGGGUACGUACCUCUUGCAUCGCCAGAUCAAUUCAUGGCCAAACCUGUGAUGAUGCAUUCCGCUUAUCCUGGAACAAGCAUAGCUUGGCCAUCAUCACCUCCUACCGAACAUUCUGGUACAAGACAACGGAGUGUGUCUGAGAGUCAUAGUCCUCCAGUUAUCAUACCUUUGGGAAGUCCUCCUAACGUAUAUAGAAGAGAUAUUCCCCUUUACCCGCAUCAGUUGGGAUCAUCGCAUCAUAUUGCAUCGCUGCACCAGGUCGGCUCACCAAAUUAUCCAUCAUCUCCUCACAGCACAAGCCACCAUACGACACAACCUGCAACAUCGAUACUCCAUUCUGGCUCACCGCAUAAUAUACAAACACCGCAACAUGUGAUUGGAUCACCUCACCAUCCAGGAUCGCAACAUGCUACAUCACCACCAAUGUAUGCAUCUUCAUUGCCUUCUAAACUGCAACAGCUGCAUUCUUCACAGAAAUCAAGCUUCAUUCAUAACCAACACAUGACAGCUGAUGAGUUUUUCAAAAUGGUUCGAGAAGUCGAAAGCCAAGAAGUAGGUUUAGUUAAGCCACUGGAACUCAAUGCCAGCAAAAUUCCUGCUGAAGCUGUCCCAAGUCACCCUGUCGUCAAGCCGAUCCUGAGCUCACCGAAAACCGACGAAGAGCAUAAACUCCUGUCCAACCUGGACAAGGUUCGUUCGUUGUGGGCAGGUGAUGCACAAUGUAAACCAGUAGAUAGCAAUCAGUCCACUUCAGGUUCGUGUGUUCUUGAAAACGUCACCUCCCUUGACAAUAAAGAUGGGCUUUUAGGAAAUUCACCAGAAACUGCUCUUAAAAACAAGAAUACGACACGACAAGAUAUUCUAGAACCAGCGCUAUUCGAUGUUAAAUCAUUUCAGAAAUCGCUUCCUGUGGACGACAAGAAGGAAAAUGCACAACGUGAAGAUAAUCAUGAUGACAAAAAAGAUGGUCGUUCAGGGAAUCAACAAGAAACGUCUCUCAAAAACAAGAAUACGACACGACAAGAUAUUCUAGAACCAGAGCUAUUCGAUCUUAAAUCAUAUCAGAAAGCGUUCCCUUUGGACGACAAGAAGGAAAAUGCACAACAUAAAGAUAAACAGGUUCAGAAAAACUCCAAAAGUGCUAAACGAGACACCCAAACCCUGGGUAAAACUGACCAGUCCGAGGGUGAGGUCGAGGGACAUGACGGUAGUCCAACCAAGAAGCCAAAACAUGAAAUACUUGACAAAAUUAACCACACGCUUGAUGAAACGCCAACAAAGGACGAAAGUGGUCAAAGAUCUGAUAAAAAGAAUCGUCAAAGACAAAGAAUGAAUGCAAAACGACGAUCACAAAGAAAGAAAACUCCGGAACCAUCAGAACCAGUUGAUUCUUUACAGCAAUCUUCUGUUGGAAGUAAAGAUAAUGCAGCCAUUACACCCACAAAAACGGACAAAAAAAACUGUAAAUCAGAAAAGCAAGGCGUGGUUCUUAAAGAUGGUGAAACAGUAUGUAAAUUCCAACAGAAACCACACGCAAAGAAUACAAAAAGAAAAGAGGAAGGAGAACAUGAUAUGAAGACCGUCGCCAAAACCCCACCCAAGACAGACAGACACGACCCGAAAGAGCAAAACGUAUUAAGUGAAUAUAGAGGAGACUCUCUAAAAUCUCCGUCCAAGGCAAAUAAAAAGAAUCCGAAAGGAAAAGAGCAAAUCGUGGUAAGGGAAGGUGCUGGAGCUAUCCCAAAAUCUUGGCCAAAGACAGAUAAACAGAACUCUAAAGAAAAAACCGCGACUGCUGAAGACAGUAGAGCUGUCACAAAACCUGCAUCCAAGGCAGUCCAAGGAAAGGAUAUUAAAGGAAAAGAACAAAACGUAAGUGAAGAUAGUAUGGCUGACUCAAAAUCUCCGCCUCAGAGACAGAGACCUAAAGGAAAAGAACAUGACAUGGUCAGCGAAGAUAGCGGAGCUAUUUCAGGAUCUCAUUCAAAGGGAGAUAGAAAGAAUUCUAAAGGAAAAGAACAAACCCACGCCACAAACACCUCCGCAAACGAAGAUGUGAAGUAUGGUAACAAAAGAAGAAAUAAGAGUCGCAAUCAUCGAGGAAGGGGAAGAGGAAAAGCUGGUACUAUGGAUUAUGAGUCAUCAGAUAAGAGUUUUACAGAUAAGAAGAGUUCACUUGAUGGUCCAACCUGAUCAGGAGUACUCUUUACAUUUUAAUAUCAGCAUACAAUUAUUAUUCACAACAACUUGCGCACCGUGACAAAAACGUGUGAUAACUACAGUGAAAUGUCAUUUUUAACAUAAUCUUGUAAAUCUGUGGAAUAUCAACUGAGCGUUAGUAGAAGCUAGCACACUAUUAUAAUAACUGAAACAAAUAAACGUGUCAAUAUUCAACCAGA